Wyeomyia smithii (pitcher-plant mosquito) is the source of this 4750-nucleotide messenger RNA. RefSeq names its product neural cell adhesion molecule 2-like. The coding region runs from base 1464 to 4118 and encodes 884 amino acids. The record is from RefSeq and is a predicted model, not a curated record. NCBI's taxonomy places the organism in Eukaryota, Metazoa, Arthropoda, Insecta, Diptera, Culicidae. The transcript has 14 exons.
CUUUGCCAGUUCGGACGCAUUUCUUGGCAUACCGCGCGGUCCAUAGGAACCAUUUAACCAGAGCUGGCACAAUUAGACCCCUUGCUGUUCUCAAGGGGUACUCCGUUAGGGUAGACUAGUAAGUUGAAAGUACACAGUAGGUUUUUGCUCAAUUCAAACCCGACGUAUCGUAGCCGUGCGUGCUUGAGUGAAUGUGUGUAUGUAGGUACUUUGCUAGUGCGCUAACGUUAUUGGUGCCUCUGUUACACAGCGGGUGACAGUACUAGUUUCUUUCUACCAGCCCUCAUUUGUUUAUCCGAAGACUCGUGGCGGUCGUGUCGGAUGGUUUGCUGUUAGUUGACGAAUAUCGAAAAUUAAUCAUGUAUUGCUAAUUUCAUCAGAAGAAAAGAGGGAGAAAUUCAACAGUCAUCAUACCUGAGGAUCAUUAUGAAAAACUAGAAAUUUGGGUGAUAGUCAUCGCUUGUUCUUCGAGGUGUGUCUUAACGAAUACAGUUCACGGUUGGUCGGCAAGGUAUACUACAAAUUUUACCGACGGAUGUAUCAGCAUACCGAACCCUACCUUGGAAUGAAAAGAAGGAAAGUAAAUUCGUGUAACUAAGUGCGUCAAAUUUUGGAACGAAGAAAAGCUAAAAGCAGAAUGUUUAAUGAUCCGUGCGGCCCUAUUUAAUUUAUCACUUGAAGUGAGCCUCGAGCGCUUACCUGGUUCAGGCAAGAGUUAAUUUCACGCUUGAAGUUUGUCCCUCGGCGCGUUUCGAGUGAGAAUAACUGUGGCAGAAGGAAACCUUUGCAUCAAAUUUCCUAUUCCUGAAGGCACCGACGAGUCAUUAAUCAUACGAAUUCAAUGCCUAACCAGUGAAAGAGUAGAGUGCGAGUGAAAAAAUUUAAAUUAUUGUCCCUACGGAAAUUGUUUUGAUUUUCCAACGGCAAAGUUCCGACCAGGGAUGAAAAUCCCCCACGGCAGACGGUAUGUUAUUGGAAAGAGCGCAAAAUAAAGUGUGAUGUUGUUGAUUGGGGCAAACGGGUCGUUUUCGCUGACCGAUACACCUGUGUUGUGUGCUAGCUGCUGCCUGAACAACGGAAAGCAAGAGAAAAAAAAGUAGCGGAAGCUCUUUUCCUGUCGUCACUUCGUCACACGGUGACUACAACGAUACGACUAUAGCCUGCCAUCGUAAAACAACAAAGUGCUGAUAAUCACACAACCGGAUGGCAGAUAAACGUUUCAACAGUAUUUAAUACCGCACAAUCAGCGGCAAUAUCAGGGCAAUCGCACGGUAAAACCCUCUCCAUCCAAACCUCGACACGCUAUGACUAGCGGUUCUCCUACUCAGACGCCGCCGAAUCGAGAUAUUCAGCUCGUGUGCCUCAUUCCCGAAAGCCGACACCGAUGAGGACACCGCCGCCGACCGUCACGGAAGCAUGCAUUCGGACUGCAAGCGUCACAAAAAUGUCCCACUUCGCCAACAAUGACCAUUAAUCGCGCCGGUAAUGAUGUUCUGCGACAUCUUGCUUUGCGUCUGCUAAAAGUUUCAUCAAUUAGUUUGAAUACCACCGGAUUCGGUUUCAGCCAAAUCGGAUGCACCAUCCAAAGGAAGGGAAUAUUUAUCGAUACUAGCAAUAGCAAUACCGGCAAAGGAACCUUCCGGUGGCUACAGGUGCUAUGUGUUCUUCUAACGGUUAUCAUCCCUAGUAACGGCCCAAGUUACGCCAAAAAUGAAAAGGAAAAUUUCGUCAAAACAACCGAUGUCGAAGCAAUCGAAGACCACCAGGCAAUACUGUACUGUCCUCUUCUAACAUCCAAUCGAGAUAAAAUCAAUAUGGUACUGUGGUUCCGAGACAACGCUGGCAUCCCUCUGUACAGCCUAGACGUUCGGGGGAAGUCUCUGGAUGACGCACAGCACUGGUCCGCCCCUCAAGUCUUCGGUACACGAGCACGUUACGUCAUUGAAAGUGAUCCAGCAUAUUUGGAAUUAAAUGAAAUUAAACGUCAUGAUCAAGGUGUCUAUCGGUGUCGUGUUGAUUUCCAGAACAGCCAAACACAAAGCUUUCGUUUCAAUCUUACCGUCAUUAUUCCACCCGAGCCGCCGGUGAUACUGGAUCGAUGGGGACGCAUCAUAAAUAGUACAAUAAUAGGACCAAAGGAGGAAGGAGAUGAUAUACUGCUCACUUGCCGAGUGGUUGGAGGAAGACCACAACCCGACGUACUCUGGUUUAUCAACGAUAAUCUGGUGGAUAACCAGAUCGAGCAAAACACCGGCAAUGUCAUCGAGAAUCGACUGCUGUGGACGUCGGUUCAGCGACAUCACCUGCACUCGGUAUUCACCUGCCAGGCCACCAACACAAAGCUGAUGCCACCCCGCUACAGCAAGUUCGUGCUAGAUAUGUACCUAAAACCCCAAUCCGUCAGAAUCCUCAACUCAACGCUCUCGUUGGCCGCCCACAAGGAGUAUCGGAUCGUAUGUCAAACCAGCGGCUCCCGCCCUGAUGCUGUGAUAUCGUGGACGAAAGGCAAGAAGACACUGAAACGCUUCAAAGAGCACGUGGUACGGAACGUGACAAUUUCCGUGCUCAACUUCGUCCCGACAGUGGAAGAUGACGGACGGCUGCUCGGGUGCCGUGCAGAAAACCCGAAAGUUCCUGGUCUCUAUCUGGAGCAGUUUCAAAACAUUAGCGUUCACUAUCCACCAGUAGUAAAUCUUCAACUAGGAUCGACGCUUUCCAUCGAUGACAUUAAGGAAGGUGAUGAUAUCUACUUCGAAUGCAGAAUACAAUCAAAUCCAUCGUGGCGGCGGCUUGCCUGGCUGCAUAAUGGCGUACAACUACCUCAGAACUCAUCGUCGACGAAAAUUGUUCGUUCGAACCAGAGUCUGGUGAUUCAAAAGGUGACACGUAGCUCGAGCGGGGCCUACCAGUGUGGUGCGCUAAACACAGAGGGCGAAACGCUAAGCAAUGCUAUCGAGUUGAACAUCAAGUACGUUCCGAUCUGCUCCACCGACAAGAUCAUCAGUCUGGGUGUAUCGAUCGACGAAACUGUGCUGAUAAGUUGUAACAUCAUAACACAUCCCCCCGCAAGCCGGUUCUAUUGGCGGUUCGAAAAUUCCGAAGAAGUCAUCGAAAUUGACCCUGCCAGGUAUACCAACAACGGUACCAGCAGCCAUCUGGAUUACACCCCAAGUAGCGAACGGGAUUACGGUACACUAUCCUGCUGGGGAACGAACGAAAUCGGAACGAUGGCCGAACCGUGCAUCUAUCAGCUAAUUACGGCUGGUUUGCCGACUUCGGUAAUUAACUGUAGCUGGAAAAAUUACAGCGACACGAUAGAAAUCAACUGUCACGCCGGAUAUGACGGUGGACUUCGGCAAAAUUUUGUACUAGAAAUGCUCUCAAAUCACAAUCCCGGUUUCGGAAUCAAUCUAACUAAUAUGGAGGAACCCACAUUCACUACAUCGUUCAACGCGCUCCGUGAGCAACUGCCAAAUAUUUAUCAGUCGGAUUCGCUCAAACUAUUCGCAUACGCCGUAAACCAAAAAGGCAAAAGUCCUCGAGUUUUUAUUACCGACCUAUUCGUGCCAGCCGUCGAAGAGCGGGAUCAAACUGGCAACCAGAAGUCGUCCCUGCUCACACCGAUUCUGAUCGGACUGCUGCUGACUAUCGGACUCAUCAUUGUAGUAAUAGUUGUAAGAAUUUACUUGAAAUCCAAAAGACUUAAGCAAACUAUUGGUAAGGAGAAACGUUAUACGGAGGAGUCCAAAAAUACGCUGCUAUUGAUGGAUCAACCUAAGAAGGACAAAUCUCAAAAGGCUUCUAAGUGGAAAAAUAGCAUGACUAGUAGCAUAAAAACUAGGAAUAAGAUCGAAACUAUAGACGAUGAACAAGAUCCCGACUUGAUUCCGUACCCACGUCUUACCGACAUUCAGCAAGAGGAGCUGAUCCCAAUGAACUCGGACAUCUCAUUCAAGCCGAAAACGGUCCGACUGCCAACGGUCACAGCAGCAACCACGUCCACCGCAUCCACCACCACCAUCAGCUUUCGGAACGAGGACAUUUCUGAGGCAGAAAUCAAUCUGAAAGGAAUUGAAGACUUCCUGAUGACGAACCACGUACCGGAAAGCUGUGUGUGAUACCAACCGGGCCGGCUCCAAAUGCGGAUGGUGUAUGCGAAUAAAUUUUCCAACACAGUUUCCCAUUUUCACUCCCACUCCUUCCCUUCCUCUGGUAUGCGAAGCUCUGGGGAAGGUUGUGUUUUCUAUUGUAUUGCCACUUUUUCGUGUCUAGCUUGUAAGUUUUGAAUGUGCUUGAGUGCUGUGGACGAUAUCUGACGUAUAUAUAAAUGUAUAUGUAUAUGGAAAAACCCAACAGAUAACGUUAUGUGAACCCUUUUGUUUUUUUUUUUGUUUCUACGAACGAUACGAUAUGGCUCUAACAAAUGAAUUCGUGCUGCUGAUAAGAUAAACAAAGCAAACGAUACGCAGAGCGUCAGGCCGCUUUCUCUUAGAUUAAGAAAACAAUGCAGAUACAGCGAGAAAUUUAAAACAAAAAAAAUAAAAGACGACAGAAAAUGAAAACAAUAAUUUAGAAUGCAAAUCAGCAUAGCAGCAACAAAGCAGAUACUAGUGAAAUUAGAUAAAAAAAUAAUAAUAAAAAUCUGUAUUCAAUAUGGAAGUGUACCUAAAAGAUAUAUUAUUGUAUCAUUAUUGCUAUUGAAAGUAUUAUUGAAAGAAUUGUUUGUACAAUAAAGAGAUUUUAUAGGAAA